Drosophila eugracilis is the source of this 3972-nucleotide messenger RNA. RefSeq names its product benign gonial cell neoplasm protein (gene bgcn). The coding region runs from base 1 to 3660 and encodes 1219 amino acids. The transcript has 6 exons. The record is from RefSeq and is a predicted model, not a curated record. Gene Ontology annotation, molecular function: RNA binding; protein binding. NCBI's taxonomy places the organism in Eukaryota, Metazoa, Arthropoda, Insecta, Diptera, Drosophilidae. Gene Ontology annotation, cellular component: intracellular anatomical structure.
AUGAAUAAAAUAAUCCAGGAUAAGUUUAUUCCGCAGCAGUUGGUGUACUUUAUAGCCGGCAGGCGCUGCUGCCAGUUGUUUCCAUGCACAUUCCGGACAAGCGAGCAUGAAGCAUUCUGUAAUUGCGCCCGAUCCUUGGGUCUCCGAUCGCAGAUUGUACACAUGAAUGGGAACAUAUCCGUUAAGAUCUACAAACAGGGAUGUCGUCACUACCUGGAGGAGCCCAAGAUGCUAACCCUGUCCUCCGGGGCCACGCUGAACAUGUUUACAUUACUGGGCAGGAAGUCGUUCAUGGGUAAGAACGAUCUGGAGCUUACAGCGGAUGUGUCAUCCCUAAAGGCUGAUACAUCGGACUUACCGUCGUUGCAUCUUCCGUUACCGGCCAUCCGCCCGCCAAAUCCUUUUUUCUGGACGGAGUCACAGCGUAACAUCCUGGCCACUUUUCCGGGAUACCGGUUGCGUGACACGAUAUUGUGGCCAAUGUACGCCAAUCGCGUGAUUGUCUUCAACGCCGAACUCUCCUGGGACAAAUCUUUUUUCCUACCCUUGCUUAUCCUGAAUGACUGCCAGAACAAGAAGACCAACGCCAAGAUAAUCUGCAUAGAGAUGCAGGGCAUCGUGGCUACUUACAACAGCCAGCGGAUGGCCAAUUUCUUUGGCGAGGAGUUGGGUGAAACAGUUGGCGUUCAGUUGCCGCACUUCAGCGCCGUUAGUUCCAACACCUACGUAAUUUUUUCGACCGCGCAGUACUUUCUGCGGUCUCUGGCCAAACAAAAGUUCAGAAAUGUCAGCCACCUGGUGGUGAACGAUGUGCAUCUGCAUGAUCCCUAUACCGACCUUCUGUUGAGCGAAAUUCGCCUGGGUUUGUGUACUCACCCAAACCUGAGAGUGGUAUUGCUAUCGCAGAUGGGCGAAACCAAGAAAUUCACUGACUUCUUUGGCGAGGGAGCAGAGCUGAAUAUGAUAAAGCAACCAGAGUCUAGAUCCCGUAUUUCCUACUUGAACGACCUGCAUAGCUGCAUUGCCUUGGCCGGGAUUCACAGGGGUCCGCACAUCUACAAGGAGGUUCCCGAGGCUUUCCGCACCCAGAGCCAGCGCAACGAGCAAAUGGACAAGUGCCUGCAGGCCUACGGAGAGAUGGGGACGGAUGCAUCCAUACGUCCCUUUCUCUAUGCUGUAAACUACGACCUGGUUCCAGUAAACUAUCGCCACUCCCUGAACGGAAAGACGGCGGUGCAUUUCGCCUCCGAGCUUAAUAAGGCCAGUCAUCUGCGUUUGCUCCUUUUCAUGGGAGCCGAUCCCUAUAUCGUAGACCAGUAUCAGCAGAAUGCCAUCUCAUUGGCGGCCAUGAAUGGCAAUCACGAGUGUAUAGAUGUUCUGAAUAACUACAGCCUCCAUGGCUAUGUGGUUAAGAGCGCCAAGCCGGAUUUCGUUGACUAUGAUCUAAUUAUAGACAUCAUGUAUCUUUUGCGCACCAAACCGGAGUACUCGCGAGGGCAAGUUCAUCCCGGCAACAUCCUCAUCAUUUUGCCCACCUUCUAUCACUUGGUUAAACUAAACUAUAUGAUACUGAGUCACUGCCUGACUGGCAGCCUUCAGGAGUGCUCCAUAUUUUUGCUGCACGAGCACAUGCGGAUGGACUACCUUGACGCUUUGGUCGGCACCGACAUUGCUGAUGACACGGUGAAGGUUGUUUUAGCAACGGGUAUAAUAGAAUCGCUCCCAUUGAAGGUACCCUUCAAAUACGAAAUAGAUACCGCUUGCCGCGUGAUAAACAUCUAUGAUAGCAGCACAUACAGCGGGGAUGAUCGCUACGAAUGGGUUGGCAAAGAUUGCCUCCUGCGAAGGGAGUUAAUCCUUAAUCUAAAUGGUGGUGAUGCACAAUGCUUCCGGUUGAUAAACAAAGAGGCUUACGACGAGCUUAAGGAUACUUCUCAGCCACACCUUCAAACCAUGCAGCUGGACAAGAUCUGUUUGGCGGUUAAAUUUCUUUCGCCCAAUAUGAUUAUAAGCGAAUAUCUAGGCUUUACCAUUUCUCCUCCACCCCUGGUCAACGUACAUCAUGCCGUGCAGUUUCUUAAAAAAAUAGACGUUUUAGAAGAGACUGAGGAUGUGACAUGGCUGGGUUGUCGGCUGACAGACCUUCCGGUUCCUUGUCAACUCGGCCGCAUGCUGAUCUUUGGCAUCCUGCUGAGGUGUCUGGAUCCUAUACUGACUAUAGUAAGCUCGUUGUUGACAGCGGAUCCGUUGGGCAUUCCGUUCAACGAGGACGUCGACCACCUGUGGGACAGAUUCACCAUUUACAUUCAGAAUCGCAUCAAGAACGAGCGUACUCGUUUGGCCGACAAUCAGUACUCCGAUCACUUCAUUUUCGUGCGCUUGUUUCAGGAAUGGCAAAAUAGACUACACAACAAGAUAACUCCGCCAUAUUUAACAGAUGAAUACGAUUUUGUCCUGAACGGGUUAAUGGAGCAGCUUAGUUGUACUCGAGCCGAACUUGUGAGCUCCUUGCGGGCGGCUAAUUUGAUUCACAGCCGUGGUAAGCUAACUAUGCAGAAUCUUAAUCAGAUGUCCGGGAAUUGGCACAUGAUUAAGGCGGCCUUGACGGGUGGGUUGUAUCCUAAUAUUUGCGUAGUAGACGCUGGGAAAAAUUGCCUGAAAUCGGCCUUUUCCGGGAAUGUUAACCUACAUCCCAACACUGUGCUACGCGACUUUUUGGAACCAUUAAACAUAUCGGCGCAGAAUUUUCGGACACCCUGGAUUGUGUGUACCAGGCAAAAGAACCAUAUUGUACACGCUACCAUGGUCGUUCCCCUCGCCGUAGCCUUAUUUGCGGGAUCUCCCCGUCUCCGUCUUUCUCAAAUAUGCGACAGUCAAAUUACAUCGUCCGAUCGCAACGUUAAUCUUUUUAUAGAUGAAUGGAUCUGGAUGGUUAUGUCUAAGCCUUCUGCCGAGAUGAUGAUGCGAACUCGCCAGUGCUUCUUUAAAAUGUACCAUGAAUUGUUGAAGAACUGCGGCAACCAGGAGAUGUGGCGUCAUGAUUCCCCGCCAGGUUCCCAUUAUGCCGUAUUGACUGAAACACUGUCAAAGAUCUUUGAAAGCGAGGAAUCCUGUGUGGGCUUUUCUAAGCCUUUGCCAAUAAUAUAUCUGCCGUCUGCUCAGCUGCCAGCAUUGUAUCUUUUGGCCGUAAAUUCGCACUUUAAUUGGAAUAGGGAAUUAGAAGAGAACUUAGAAUUGACACAAAAGCCAGAACAAUUCAAUUCUCAUUUCAUCGAGAGGCAGUUCUUCAUACUUUACUCGGAGUAUGAGAGCGAGGAGUUCCACAGCAAGACUACAGCAGCGUUUAUUGAAAGUGUUCUUGGUAAAUUUUCUAAACCCAUCGAGUCACCGAACAGGCACAUUUUUGUGAUCCUCUACAGAAAGGAUCCAUAUAUAAUGCUUAGCAUUAGUCGAGCAAAAACGAUUAACGGAGUAUUUACUUUAAAGGAAUACUUCCGAAACUCAAUUCCUGUAUAUGAAAUUUUAGAUGCUUGUGGAUCGUUAAAUGUUACCGUGCCAGUAUUUGAUGGUCGCCUUAUGUCUUGCCUAAUCGAUAAACGUGUUGGAAACUUAAUUAUGGAUUUAUUCGCCUUCCGACAUCAUUGGAUCCACCAGAGAUAAAGUGUAUUUUUGAUUAAUAUUUUCCUGUUAACGAGCAGUUAGAAUCAAAAUAACCAUGUAUAGCUUUAACAACAUUACGAGGAAUUUGUUUGUACCAUCAUUGUUUGUAAGUGAAUGUUAUUUUAACGAAUUGAGCUUAAACUACGCUCCUUUGAUUUAAAAAAGGACAGAUUCAAAACAAGCACGUGUACCCAAACGUACGAUGCUGUUGUUUUACCUGAAUUUUGAUUUUGAAUUGUGCAUCCGUUUUUUUUUUACUUUAGUUGGAGACCCAACAAAUUGAUAAGACAAUAAACAUGUUUUUUUACUUAA